GGGCUUUGUAAACAAACAUCACGGUCCUGUGCUACUACCUUUACCGCGAGUAGAAAUUUAAUAACUGUACCAGAGUAAAUACCUUUUAAUAGCUGCGCAAUGGAUGAGCUGAGACUGGCUCUGUGCGCUCUGGGGGCUGCUCUUUUGUUGGAGGAGGACCGGAGAAGAGGACAUUUACCCAGUCGAGACGGGGGCAGUGGUCCAAGAGAUGCCCUGAGUCUAGACAGAGAUACCCGCAUCACAAAUAGCUCACGCCUCGCCAGAAAACCCCGCUCUCUGUUCUCCAAACGCGCCUCCUUCGAGCAGAUGCGAAAGGUCCCCAGUCCCCGGUCCCGUAAAACCGAAAUCAAGAGAAAACGACGCCAAUGGGUCCAGUCCUGGAACCAGCUGAGACCCACGUACGGUGAACACUACCCUGCUCUGGGCUGCGAGGAGGGGACUCCGGAUUUCAGGCACUUUACUCGGAUGUUCCCUGAGCAGUUUGAUGCUUUGGUGGAGAAGGUCGCGCCCAUUAUUCACAGAAGGAAUACGAACUUUCGAGCGAGUAUUUCUGUGGAAGAAAGGCUCAUUGUGACGCUGCAUUACCUCGCUACAGGUGAAGGCUUCAAAAGUCUGUCUCACUUCUUCCACAUGGGAAACACCACAGUUCGUUUGUUUGUACCUGAAACUCUUCGAGCCAUUUACCGAGUUUUAAAAGACAAAUAUGUCAAGUGCCCAGAGACAGCAGAGGAGUGGCAGGGCGUGGCCAGAGGAUUCCAGUCUGAGUGGGAUUUUCCAAACUGUGUUGGUGCUUUAGACGGAAGACUCUUAAACAUUUGCCCUCCAUUUGAAAAUGCAGAGUCCACUUCCCCCAAAGAGGUAUCUGUGGCUCUGAUGGCUCUGGUCGACAGUAAAUACAUGUUCAAGUACAUAGAUGUAGCAUGUAAUGGAAAGAUUUCUAAUAGUGCAGAGUUUAAUGGAUGUUUUUUUGGAGACGCAUUGGAGAAAAGACUGGCCCACGUCCCUGGUCCUGCAGUGCUCCCAGGUUCGGACCAACUGUCUCCUCACUGUAUUGUAGCGGACAGGGCGUUUCCAUUGAAAGAAUACCUCAUGAAGCCAUAUCUGCACCGCAGUCCGUCUACUGAACAACAAAUCUUCAACUACAGACUAUCCCGAGCAUCUAGAGUUGCCCACGACGCCUUGAAUGUGUUGGCUAACCGCUUUUAUAUUUUGCAAAACACUUUUAACUUGAACUGUUAUGGCGUUAAGAUUGAAGACAUUGUCAUGGCUUGUUGUGCCCUACAUAAUUUUUUGUGUGUUGAAGCAAAAGAAAAAUACCUGGCAGACAUUUUGGACCAGAAAGGACAAAAUAACUCAAGUAAUUUGUUACAAGCGACAUUACCAGAAAACACCAAUGAACUAAUCAAAGCCAAAGAAACAAGAGAUGGGCUGUGUGCGUAUUUUAUGUCUCGGGCCGGUGCAGUGCCUUCUCAGUAUGACAUCAUAUUGGACUAAAUAGAAGUUAGUUUUAAGUUGUGUAUUAAUGAUUGUGAAUAAAAUGUGUUUUAAUUGU
Messenger RNA from Periophthalmus magnuspinnatus, 1552 nucleotides. RefSeq lists its product as uncharacterized. The coding region runs from base 100 to 1494 and encodes 464 amino acids. The transcript is spliced from 4 exons. NCBI's taxonomy places the organism in Eukaryota, Metazoa, Chordata, Actinopteri, Gobiiformes, Gobiidae. The record is from RefSeq and is a predicted model, not a curated record.